Messenger RNA from Menidia menidia (Atlantic silverside), 1860 nucleotides. NCBI's taxonomy places the organism in Eukaryota, Metazoa, Chordata, Actinopteri, Atheriniformes, Atherinopsidae. The record is from the annotation of a GenBank genome assembly.
AUGGAUUUUCCCUUCCCUUCCUUUAGCCUCUGCGUUAACAUAUUUAUCGUGUCCAAAUUUCCAUGCCAAAUGUUUUCAGUGAUGUUUUCGGUGGGACCGUAUGUAUGGCUUUCAAAGUUACGGAAAACUACAAAGGCAGCAGUAUUGUUUACCACUGGGUCUCAACUGGGGAGUGAAUGUCUUUUAAGAAGUUUUUCUAAAACAGAGCAGUGGCAGUUUUCCCUAAAACACAAAUAGCAUCAUUAAUUGGAUACUGCACGAUGUUAGAGCUGUUUGAAUGGGUUUCCGGUUCAGUCGCUGGCUUGUUUUUGAAAGUUGAAAGCAGAAACUAGCUUGUGGGAGCUAAUAGGGAAGGCACACUGUAGGCGCUUGCAUGCUUUUCUGACAGUUUGUGGAGAGGUUUUUGAGCUAAUUUAGUUUAAAACCUUGGUAAGUGGUAGCCAUGAACACACGGAUAGAGUGCAUAUUUUUCAGCGAGUUUCAUCCAACCCUCGGGCCAAAAAUAACAUACCAGGUCCCAGAAGACUAUAUAUCAAGGGAAUUAUUUGAUACAGUUCAAGUUUAUAUCAUCACCAAGCCAGAACUACAAAACAAAUUAAUAACAGUUACAGCCAUGGGAAAAAAAUUAAUCGGCUGUCCUGUGUGUAUCGAACACAAAAAGUAUAGUAGAAAUGCCCUCCUUUUUAAUCUGGGCCUUGUAUGCGACGCUCAGACCAACACGUGUGCCCUCGAACCGAUUGUAAAGAAGCUGUCCGGGUACCUGACAACUCUGGAGCUGGAGAGUGGCUUCAUAUCCAAUGAGGAGAGCAAGCAGAAGCUUCUGCCUAUCAUGCGGACCUUGCUAGAGGAGCUUAAUGCUACAGGAGCUUGCACAUUACCUAUAGAUGAAUCAAACACAAUCCACCUAAAGCUGAUCCAGCUACGAAAGGACCCUCCGAUCGUUCAGGAGUACGACGUGCCUGUCUUUGCUCAGUGCAAAGAACACUUUAUCAAAUCUCAGUGGGAUCUCACCACUCAACAGAUUCUGCCUUAUAUUGAUGGUUUUAGACACAUCCAAAAAAUAUCGGCGGAGGCAGAUGUAGAACUCAACCUUGUUCGCAUUGCAGUACAAAAUCUCCUAUAUUAUGGAGUUGUGACUUUGGUGUCAAUAUUUCAGUACUCUAAUGUGUACUGCACGACCCCUAAAGUUCAAAGCCUCAUUGAUGACAAAUCCAUACAGGAGGAAUGCCUCAACUAUGUCACAAAGCAGGGUCAGAAUCGUGCCAACCUGAGGGAUGUGUUCCAGCUAUACUGUGGCCUGAGCCCAGGCACAACAGUACGAGACCUUUGCUCCCGCUACUCACUACAGCUUCAAAGGGUUGAUGAGAGAAGGUUAAUUCAGUUUGGAUUAAUGAAGUCGCUCAUCCGGCGGCUGCAAAAGUACCCCGUGAAAGUGAUCCGUGAUGAGAGGAGCAGACCACCGCGGCUCUAUACUGGUUGUCAUAGUUAUGACGAGAUCUGCUGCAAAACAGGGAUAAGUUACCAGGAGCUGGAUGAACGGUUGGAAAAUGAUCCUAACAUUGUCAUCUGCUGGAAGUGAUGAUUAAUGGAACCAUCUGCCCGAAAGAUACUGAAAUGCCUCAACCACAGAUGCCUUUAAGAAAGAGAAAGAGACUGUUGUUACCAUCUAUUUGAAGGAAAUCAUGAAGGUCAAUCUUAUUAACAUUGUGUCGAUUAAGCGUGGUAAUAACACAUUGUGGGUCUGGAUUAAUUUAUUGUGUAUCCCUGAAUAUCCAUGUUGUGACAUGCUGCAUUUCAAUGACAAAAAUAAAAAUGUGAAUGUUUUAUAUUCUGUUGUAUCAUUGUUUUUGCUGAGCCUCC